This is a messenger RNA of Aspergillus bombycis, 1323 nucleotides long. RefSeq lists its product as uncharacterized. Bases 1 to 1323 code for a protein of 440 amino acids. Lineage: Eukaryota; Fungi; Ascomycota; Eurotiomycetes; Eurotiales; Aspergillaceae. The transcript is spliced from 4 exons. Gene Ontology annotation, molecular function: NADH dehydrogenase activity. The record is from RefSeq and is a predicted model, not a curated record.
AUGUACUCUCCCAAGCGGACAGUAUACUCCGUCAAAGAGGCCAGGGACAGAAAAACACUGGUCGUUCUUGGCACUGGUUGGGGUUCAGUAUCCUUCCUAAGCAAACUUGAUACCGAAGCGUACAAUGUUAUCGUCAUUUCCCCUCAAAACUACUUCUUAUUCACGCCGUUGUUGCCGUCAUGCACAACUGGUCUGGUUGACCCCCGGUCUCUCAUGGAACCAGUUCGCAGCUUUUUCGGAGAGCGGCCAGAUGCUGUUAAAUUCUACGAGGCAGAGGCUGUAAAGAUAGACUACGACAGGCGUGUCAUUCAUAUACAAGAUCCUUCAGGAGCCCAAGGGCAGGCAAGGCAAGCCGAAAUCCCAUUCGACAUGCUUGUGAUGGGAGUUGGCGCAGAUAAUGCCACUUUCAAUAUCCCCGGUGUCAAAGAGCAUGCAUGCUUUCUCAAGACGAUCAGCGAUGCACAGAAAGUGCGUAACCGCAUUGUUGACCGUAUUGAGGCAGCUUCUUUCAAGGAUAAGAGCACAGAAGAUAUACAAAAACAGCUACAAGUUGUCGUUGUAGGUGGCGGACCUACAGGAGUGGAAUUUGCGGCGGAGCUGCAAGACUUCGUCGACGAAGACCUAAAGAAACAGAUCCCGAAUUUAACGGAUGAUUUUCAGGUAACACUCAUUGAAGCACUUCCAAAUGUCUUACCCAUGCUUUCCAAGGAACUAAUUGAUUAUACCGAGGCAAGAUUGAAGGAGCAGACAAUACGCGUGAUGACUAAAACAGCAGUCAAACGAGUCAAUGAAGGGAACGUUGAAGUUGAGAUCACACAUGUGGACGGUGAGAAGGAGUUGAAAACUAUCCCAUACGGGCUUCUGGUAUGGGCUACAGGAAACAAACCCAAGGAAAUAGUGGAAGACCUUGCAAGACAGAUUCCAGACCAAAAGGACGUACGACGGGGGCUAGCCGUGGAUGAAUACCUCGCAGUCAAGGGUAGUCCGAAUAUAUGGGCAUUGGGGGAUUGUGCAAAUAGCAACCUGCCACCUACUGCCCAGGUGGCUGCCCAACAAGGCACGUAUCUGGCUGAGGUGUUUAAUAACAUGACAGCAACAGAGUCGCAGAGCCCCACAGAUGUCCAGCCAUUCCGGUAUUCACACCAAGGGACUUUAGCCUACAUUGGUAGCGAACUGGCAGUGGCAGAUCUGACGCUUCUGGGGAAUAACAUUCCAAGCGGGGGGUUUUUUACUUAUCUGUUCUGGAAGGCUGCAUACUUGAAUAUGUGUCUUACUGGUAAGCUUAGUCCUUUGGUACUUUUCCCCGUGAUCUUUUUGAUUUGA